GGAUGGAGAUGCUCAGUCUGCUCCUGCUGGGAUCCCCACCUGCCCUCACGCGCCGCGUUCGUUUGUCACAGCGCCAGCUUGCGUUUUCCUGAGCUCCGCACACCCCGGCAGACUUUUUCAUUAGUUUUUUUUUUCUUUUCUAAUAAUUGAUCACGGGAGAUAUUGGUUUAUUUUUCCGUCCUGGGUGUUGUGUAAUUGCAGUUCUGCGCGGGGACGCGUUGACACGAAGCGGAGCGAGGCGCGCAACCCUCGGCGGAGAUCCACCGGAGCGGACUGCGCGUCGCUCGGCCUCCUGGCGGCAGAGGAGCGGAGCCACAGCGGAGGACCCUGGUUCAUGUGUACGGCUGUUAGACGCGCAGCAGUUUGCAGGGAUGAGAAAUACAUGCAGAACAGCCCAAAGGUCGCUCGGGCUCGGCUUCCUCCUGGUGGCGUCUGUUCUACUUUUAGUGGACAGCAAGAGAGCCAGGCAGCCGCGCUGUCCCCUUUCUUGUACAUGUACCAAAGACAACGCGCUGUGCGAAAGUGCAGGCUCGAUCCCUCGCAGCUUCCCUCCCGAUGUCACCUCUCUAUCAUUCGUCAAGUCGGAAUUCACCGAAAUCGCUAAAGAGAGCUUCAUCCACACGCCUGCCCUGCAUCUCCUCCUUUUCACAGCCAAUGACCUGGAAUCCAUAAACGAGGAUGCAUUUCUUGGUCUUCCACACCUUGAAUAUCUAUUUAUAGAACACAACCAAAUCCGAUCCAUAUCGCCACACGCGUUCCGUGGACUGAAAACCUUGGUGCACCUGAGUCUGGCUUACAACAACCUGGAAACUCUCCCCAGAGAUUUGUUCAAAGGUCUCGAGGCCUUGACUAAAGUAGACUUGCGUGGGAAUCACUUCACAUGUGACUGCAAGCUGAAAUGGUUGGUGGAGUGGAUUUACAGCACCAACGCCACCGUGGAUCAGAUUUACUGCAAAGGCCCGGCCUCGCAGCUGGACAAGGACAUCAACGAUCUGGCUCCUCAGUCUUUCGACUGCAUCACUACAGGUGGAGUUGCAGAGUUUGCCUUGUACCAAUUCCUGAAGUUUGAGUCCAUUUCCGUGGAAGCGUUUUCCUUUGGGAACGAUCAGUUUGUUGUGUUUGCCCAGCCUUUCAUUGGGAAGUGCAGCUUUCUAGAAUGGGAUCAUGUUGAGAUGGUCUUCAGGAACUUUGACGAUAUUGACAGCACAUCCACAGUCGCCUGUAAACCCCUGGUCAUCGACAAACAGCUGUUCAUAAUAGUGGCUCAGCUAUUCGGAGGCUCACACAUCUACAAGCGGGAUAUCUCUGCCAACAAGUUCAUUAAGCUUCAGGGCAUCGACGUCCUGAGAAUCCGUAAACCAAACGACGUUGAGACCUUCCGCAUCGAAGGAGAAACCUUCUUUGUCAUAGCAGACAGCUCCAAGGCCGGUUCCACAACUAUCUACAAGUGGAACGGCAAUGGCUUCUACUCCCAUCAGUCCCUCCACCCGUGGUACCGUGACACCGACGUGGAGUACCUGGAGAUUUCCUCCAAACCUCAUCUGAUCCUGUCCAGCAGCACCCAGAGGCCCGUCAUUUACCAGUGGAACAAAUCCACAAAGCAGUUCGACAGACGCACUGACAUCCCAGAGAUGGAGGACGUUUAUGCAGUGAAGCAUUUUUAUGUCAAAUCCGACCUUUACAUUUGUCUGACGCUCUUUAUCGGGGACUCCAAGGUGAUGCACUGGGACGGGGCCCUCUUUAGAGAGUUACAGACCAUGCCCUCUCGAGGCUCCAUGGUGUUCCAGCCCUUCAACGUGGGCAGCUGGCAGUAUGCCAUUCUGGGCAGCGAUUACUCUUUCACCCAGGUCUACCGCUGGGACGCCAAGAAGGGCGAGUUCGUCCGCUUCCAGGAGCUCAACAUCCAAGCGCCAAGGGCCUUUUUUCCUGUUUCCAUAGACAACCGUCAGUUCCUGCUGGCCUCCAGCUUCAAAGGGAAGACUCAGAUCUAUGAGCACUUGGUCAUUGAUCUCAGCAACUGAAGGGAUUCUUUUGUUUUUUCUUGAAUGUUUAGUUAUUUUUGUGAUCUUUUUUUUUUUUGUUCUUUUUGUGUGCGUGUGAAGAAAUCUAUUACAGCGGAGCCGAACAACUCAGACACGAACGGAGCAAACUCCCGAAGUCCAUGCAUGCAUCAGUUUGAAGACAAAAGCACGCGUCUCAGUCGAAUAUUUCAUCCGAGAGGCAUGAAUCUCAAAUUAGAAUUAGAAGCCAAUUUUUCGUGAAACUUAAAGCAUGAAGGACCUCGUGUGGGUCAUGCGGCGAAGUUUUCUUUUUGAGAUCAGACUUUUAGAUCAUUUAGAAAUAUUUAUACAUUUAUCUCAUGUCUUUAUCUACAAGAAGGUAAUAAAAAUGUACUUUUUAAGCUAACAUAGAGCAAAUCUGCCAGGCCAAAUGUUUACAUUUUUCUGUCUUUCCAAGAUUUGUAAAUGACGCUUUUUGUAAGUUUAAGAGGGACCACGGCCGUCAGAUUCGUAAAUGUUCGAGGGUGAUUUAAACUUAUGCAGACAAAAGAAUUCUACAGAUAUAUCGUGAGCCUAACUGUAUAUCCUUACAACUUACAUUUUUAUUGUUAAUGGUUUGUAUAGUGUUUAAAGUAUUGAGCAGUUUUUCAUAACUGUGAAUUUAUCUGAACUGUUUCAACCACUUUCAAGGGACUGAAAUGAAAAACUGAGAAUAUUGUUCAUGAUCUUUAUCUUUGACUAACAUGCAAGCAAAAAUACAUCAGUUGUGUCACGACUUAGACCGACUUCAUGUUAUUUAGAGUCAAUAAAGAUGAAUAUUUCGUC
Nothobranchius furzeri (turquoise killifish) is the source of this 2825-nucleotide messenger RNA. Its product is annotated as leucine-rich glioma-inactivated protein 1. The record is from RefSeq and is a predicted model, not a curated record. Lineage: Eukaryota; Metazoa; Chordata; Actinopteri; Cyprinodontiformes; Nothobranchiidae. Gene Ontology annotation, biological process: myelination. Gene Ontology annotation, molecular function: protein binding.